AAAGAUGAUUUGGUAACCGACUUGAAAGAACAAAACAAAUCGGGAAAUCCAUUGGAUCUCAUCUCUAGUUGAAAUGGCGUCGACCUCCGACGCUAUGCCGUCGUCGGCAAUGGAGGAAUCUCCAAAUUGGCUGGAAAUGCCUCCCGAACUGAUGGCAAGUAUACUUCAAAGAUUGGGUGCUGUAGAAAUACUCAACAGUGCACGGAAAGUAUGCACAACUUGGCGGAGAAUUUGCAAGGACCCUGAUAUAUGGAAGACUAUCGAUAUGCACAAACCGGUUGAUACUUGGGAUAUGGAUUACGAUCUCGAGAUUCUGACUAAGCAGGCAGUCGAUCUUAGCUGCGGGGAAUUGAUCGAUAUCAGUAUCGAGUAUUUUGGCUCCGAUGAUCUCCUUGAUCACAUUUUGCUACGGUCAAGUAAACUAAAAAAUCUUUGCCUUAUGAACUGCUUUGAUAUCACGGGAAGUCGGUUGAGUCAGGCAGUCAAAAGGGUCCCACAAUUGGAAAAACUUCACCUUUCUUACAUCUCAAUCAAUGUAGAAGACAUCGAACUUAUCGGACAAAAUUGCCCUCACCUCAAGUCCUUCAAGUUAAACAAGGAGUUCAGACGCCCACGCAUAGAAAAUGACGAUGAUGCCCUUGCGAUUGCAAACAACAUGCCCGAGUUACGCCAUUUACAGGUGUUUGGUAGUAAAAUGUCAAAUGAUGGACUUGAAGCCAUUCUUAACAGCUGCCCUCACCUCGAAUCGCUAGAUGUUCGUAGGUGUUUUAAUCUGAAUCUCGGGGGCAAUUUGGGAAAAUUGUGUAUGGAACGGAUUAAAGAUUUUAAACGCCCGAAUGAUUCAACUGAAAACUGUGGGUUUCAUCCUCGAAUUCAUGAAUUUGAUGACUUUGAUGAUAUGUAUUCUUCUGGGUAUUCUGAUGUUGAUGAAUUUUCUGAAGGUGAUUUCUAUGAAGAUUAUGAAUUUUCAGGUGGUAGUGCUGUUUCUGAAGAGGAUGAUUAUGAUUAUGAGUACUUUGACAUAUGAAUUCGUUAUUGGGUACACAAUGUAUUGCUUAUAAUCUACAACAAUGUACAACUUUUAAUUGAUUCAUCAUGUAAUCGUAUCUCUAUGAUUUUAUAAGUGAAAUGUGAUAAAAAGAAAUGUUUGAACAAA
Messenger RNA from Lactuca sativa (garden lettuce), 1156 nucleotides. Its product is annotated as F-box protein SKIP19. The record is from RefSeq and is a predicted model, not a curated record. NCBI's taxonomy places the organism in Eukaryota, Viridiplantae, Streptophyta, Magnoliopsida, Asterales, Asteraceae. Gene Ontology annotation, molecular function: protein binding.